Cyprinus carpio (common carp) is the source of this 3817-nucleotide messenger RNA. RefSeq lists its product as uncharacterized. The record is from RefSeq and is a predicted model, not a curated record. NCBI's taxonomy places the organism in Eukaryota, Metazoa, Chordata, Actinopteri, Cypriniformes, Cyprinidae.
UGAAGAUUGAAGAAACAUUCAGAAUCAAACAUGAAGAUACUGAGGAACUAACAGACCUAAUGGCAUUGAAAGAGGAGAGGGAAGUACUUAAUGAAAUUGAGGAGAAAGAUCAGUGUGAGAAUCUUCAUGACUUCAUAACUGGAGAAAAAUCUUUUUGUUCCUUACAGUCUGGAAAGACCUCCACACGAAAAAGAGCUCAAAAGACAGGCACUAUGAGUUAUUUCACUUGCUUUCAAUGUGGAAAGAGUUUCUGUCAACAAGGAAACCUAAACAGGCACAAGAGAAUUCACAAUAGAGAGAAGCCUAACAGAUCCCCUCAGUGUGGAAAGAGUUCAAAUCAAAAUGGAAACCUUGAUGUCCACAGGCAAAUUCACACUAUGGAUAGCCUUUUCCCUUGCCAACAGUGUGGAAAGAGUUUCACUCGUAAAGAAAGACUUGACAGGCACAUGAGAAUUCACACAGGAGAGAAGCCUUUCACCUGCAAACAGUGUGGGAAAAGUUUCAAUCAACAAGGAAACCUUGACAGGCACAUGGAAAUUCACAAUAGAGAGAAGUCUAACAAAUCCCCUCAGUGUGGAAGGAGUUCCAGUCAUAAUGGAAACCUUGAUGUCCACAGGCAAGUUCAGACUAUGGAGAGUCUUUUUCCCUGCCAACAGUGUGGAAGCAGUUUCACUCAUAAAGGAAGCCUUAACAAGCACAUGAGAGUUCACAGUGGAGAGAAGCCUAACAGUUCCCCUCAGUGUGGAAAGCGUUUGAAUCAAAAUCAAGACCUUGAUGUCCACAGGAGAAUUGACGCUAUGGAGAGACCUUUUCCCUGCCAACAGUGUGGAAGCAGUUUCACUCAUAAAGGAAGCCUUAACAAGCACAUGAGAGUUCACAGUAGAGAGAAGCCUUACACCUGCUCUCAGUGUGGAAAGAGUUUCAGACAACCAGGGAACCUUAAAAUCCACAUGAGAGUUCACACUGGAGAGAAGCCUUUCACCUGCCAAUGUUGUGGAAAAAGUUUCAGUAGACAAAAAACUCUUGAAGUCCACAUGAGAACUCAUACUGGAGAGAAGCCUUUCACCUGCAAACAGUGUGGAAAGACUUUCAGUCAACGUGUACAUCUUGAAGCUCACAUGAGAAUUCACACUGGAGAGAAGCCUUUCACCUGCAAACAGUGUGGAAAGACUUUCAGUCAACCUGGAAACCUUAGUUACCAUAUGAGAGUUCACACUGGAGAGAAGCCUUUCACCUGCAAACAGUGUGGAAAGAGUUUCAGUCAACAUGGAAUCCUUAAUUACCACAUGAGAGUUCACACUGGAGAGAAGCCCUUCAUCUGCAAAGAGUGUGUAAGGAGUUUCAGUCAACAUGGAAAUCUUAAUUAUCACAUGAGAGUUCACACUGAAAAGAAACCUACUGGAAAGAAAUGAAACCUUUACACCCACAGGCAAAUUCACACUAUGGAGAGAUUUUUUUUUUAAACCUGCCAACAGUGUGUAAACAGUCUCACUCAUAAAGGAGUUAUUAACAAUAACAUGAGAACUCAAACUGGAGAGAAGCCUUAGAUGUGCCCUCAGUGUGGAAAGAGUUUCAGUCAAAAAUAAUACCUUGAAGUCCAUAUGAAAAUUCACACUGGAGAGAAGGUGCGACCAAAAGUACCACAUGCAGAUUUACUCAAGAGGGACCUGUUUAAAUGUCAUUAGUGCGGAAUGAGUUGUACAGACAAGAAAAAACCUAGGAAUCAUGCAGGGACAUCGGAGAGAAGCCUGUCAUGUGCCAUCUCUGUGGAAAGACUUUCAGAAACAAAGCAAAUCUUGAGUUUCACAAGCUAGAUGAUGGCAUACCAUCUUCCGUAGAGCUGCUUUACAGCUGAAACGCAUCCUGAAAUAUUGACAUUGGUACCUAACUAAAUUUAAUAAAAACUGAACUGAUUCUAAUUGAAUACCUACAUUCUUUUGUAGAACUAUUUACAGCUGAAUUGAUGUCAUUUUAAACUGAUUAACAAUUAUUGAUCUGAACUGACUUGAGCUGAAUAAUGACCAUGUUGUCUUUUAGACCUGCUUUACAGCAGAUUCUGAAUUGCCUUCUGUAGUGUUUUUACUAAUCAGACACAAUUAUUUGUUAUAUUCAAAAAAUAAUCCUUAACACCCCUCACCCAACCAACAAGCCAACUAUGCCUACGAAAAUGCAACUAAUGGCACUUUUCCACUGCAUGGUACGGUUCACAUUUGGGGGUUUUUUCACUGGGUAUAGUACCUGGUAUCUGGUACUUUUUUUAGUACCACCUCGGCUGAAGUUCCAAGUGAACAGUACCAUUACCAAAAUGUGACUUGUAAACUAUGCUGAUGACUGAUUGGCCGGAGAGAAUCUCCACUACCUGCAUCACUGAACUUGCGACACAAACACAACAGAACCACUAGAUUUAAAUCAGCACAGCCAGCAAAGGAUCGAAUGCAACUGUUUUGAAUGAGCGCACCUUUCUUAACCAAAAAAUGGCUGUUUCGUUGUCUGUUGAGGAAGUAAAGACGUUCGCAGAGCAGAAGGUGCGGAGGAGCGGAUCCAGUGAGAGCUUGAUGGGGUGACGCCGAUUGACAUUUUUUUUUCAGGAGUCAUGGCAGUAGAGGCGGCGCAGUUAUAAUGACGUGAUUGAUCCCGCCUACUCUAAAGCGGCACUAAACUGCAGGGGAAAUGCAAACUGAGCUGAGUUGCAACUCUUACUACAUUUCCCAAUAGGAAAGGCACAUAAUUCCCAUAGAGAUGGACUGUUCUUUAACCCUCUGGGGUCGAAGCCCUCACUGGUGCGGUCUGUCUCAUAUUUUCUUGAUCGCCGCGAAAAGAACUAAAAAUACUCAUUAAACAGGGUGCACUCUCUGCUGUCUCGGUCUCUGUCACCUCUCUCUACAGACACGUAAAUAAAACAAUCUGAAUCUCAGCGAAUACUUGCAUCAAAGACAUGAGAAAUAUAUGUAUAGAAAGCUUGAAAUGUCUACUUUUAAAUGAAAUUGCCUCCAAAACAAAUAUUUUCUGAUAAAGUAAUCUGUAUGAAACCAAUGUGAUGUCUAGUUUUUCCCAUCUCAACUUAUCUCUAAUUAGGUCAAGCCCUCCAGUCGAUUGCGCUUUUCAAAUUCUAAACAUCCACGAAAUACAUUAUUAAAAUGAAAUUUUGAUGUUUAUCUGCUUACCCCCAGGGCAUCCAAGAUGUAGGUGACUUUGUUUCUUUAGUAGAACACAAACUACGAUCUUUUACUCAAACCACUUCAGUCUGUCAGUCAUAUAAUGUAAGUGAAUUGGAAUCACGGCUUUGAGUAAAAAAAAAACACAAAACCAAAUGAAAUCCUGCAGCUUGUGAAGAUACAUUGUGUAAAGAGACAAAACGAUCGUUCAAGAAACUGAACAGUAUUUGUAUAGUUUUUUUUUUACCUCUGAUUCAUGCAAUGUCCUUACUGUCCUAAGCGUGUCCUAAAUGCAUUCUCAACAGCAGGCGCGUGACGCAUCAUCUUCUUGCUUUACGGCGGAUCACAGACUUGUAAGUGCAUUACUGCCACCUAUCUCUCAAAUGGAAGGUUGACACUCCUGAUUGAGAUUGUAGAUAGUGUCAGUGGUCCAUUUGAGAGCCAGAUGGCGGUAAUGCAUUUUUAAGUCUGCGAUCCACCAUAAAGCAAGAAGAAGACGACGCAUCACGUGUCGGCUGAAGAAGAAGAUGUGUAAUGUGCCUGCUGUUGAGAACACGCUCAGGACAGUUCGGACAUUGCGUGAAUUUCUUGCACAGACCGAUCGUUUUGUGUCUUUACACAUCAAUGUAUCGUCACAAGCUGCAGGGUUUAAUUUGGUUUUG